GGUGGGGGCUAGAGCCAUGGCUUCCAGUACUUGAAUACAAAAAAGUCUUAUCAGCAUGUGAAGGACAAUCGCAGAAUGCCACGAGACAGGCACAGUGUGGAACUGCUCAAGCCUAUAAUCACACUGAGCAACAGGACGGCAGCUCUGGUUUAUAAUCCUGUACAGUAGUGUUUGGAACCAAGGCAAAGUAAGAAAAGGUGGAGCAGGAACCAAAAGUGUGCUAAUUAAAAAAAAAGUGUGGCUAGAAUGACAGAGCAGAAAAAUGGCAGCCAAGCAUGCCCUGACCAUGAGUUGGCCAAGUGCGAUGCCGAGGUGAGCACUUUACUCCAAAUUAUAUCUGAGCUCAGUGUGAAGAUGGGUGCCCUGCAAAUACCACGGGAUCAAAAGGACUUUCAGGGACAGGGCCAAACCUUCAUGCCUGUUUUAGAGCUGAACUCCAGUCCAUUGGCACCACAGAGCAACCCAGAUAUGCACUCCGGCCCAGCAUGUAUUCAGUCCAUAAACAAGCAAGGUGGCAGUGAAGAGCUAUGGGCCAAACUACAGCAGCUUUUGAACAAGCUGGAGUCCUCUGCCAGCAGGGGGAGAAAGCUGGUCAGGCCUGGCAUUCCUGACGUUGGGAAAACCCAGGCAGAACAUAUUAUGGCAGCACGUGAUAGCUGGGUUCAGGCCACACAAAUAUUGGUGGAGAUGGAGAGGGAGCUUGGAAUCACCUAUCAGUCUGAAUUACCCGCUGAAGAGCGUCAGAUGUAUCAAAAAGAUGUUCUUUCACUGCAUGAACUCAACCAGGAAUUGAAAUCCAGCCUGCAGACUCAUCAGGAGGAACUGAAGAAUACAGAAAAAGCUGUUUUGGAGAUGGACGAGGAAAAGAAAAGACUUCGAGAAAAGUUGAGUGACCUGAAAAGCAAAUGGCUAAAGGCAGCCAGUUGUUCGCCUCCCAGCAGUCCAUCCUUGUCCUCUAGUAGGACCCCAAGCCCAUGCUGGGCAUCUCCUACCAUCCCUGGGUCACCGAUGUUCAUACGUAGAAUGUCUCUUACACCCCCUGCCUCCCCAUCCAGGCCACCCAGACCCAGUUCUAACAGUUCAGUACUGGAGACUGAGACACAACGUCUCCAAAGAUAUUUGGAAAGACUGAAGGCAAGAAACGAGCGUCUAACAGCAGCUCUGGAGCGCCGAAAAAGCGAAUCGGAGCAGAUCAGCAUGACUCUAAGCCGACACGAGUCUGACUGCUCUGCUCUCCAAAUGGCUCUUGCAUACUGUGAAGAGUGUGAGGAGGCCUACAGUGAUCUUUUGUCCCUUUGUGAAGCCAGGAAACACCAGACUGCAGCUUUGGCAGAACCAUCAACUACAAAACAACCGGACAGUUUGAUUACUGCUCAUGACGAGUCAUCCUGUACAACAGUGGACACAGAAGUCAAAGAAAACAGCUUAUUAGCAGAGGAGUUUGAAGAAAAGACUGGAGUUAUCCGGCAGAGGAUUGCCCGACUCAAACAGGACAGGGCAGCAGUGUGUAUUCCGGAGGAGAUCAGGACAGGAGAAGGAAAGCUCAGUCCUGAUACAGGAACUCUGGCAGGAGCUAGAAAACACAGCAGUACAUCGAAUAACCCCAGAGGAGAGAAAGCAGCACUGUUGUAUGAGCUAGUCAAUGUGAGGGAGGAAAUGUCUGAACUGCGGGGAAUGAUAAGCCUGGUGGAAAAGGAACGGCGUUGUCUGGAAUUUUCCUUGGUAGCCUAUAAGUGUCAGGACUCUGCCGGAGCCGUCAUGGCACAAAGUUUGAGAGAAGAGCUGGAGGACAGGAGAACAGAGCAGCAGAGGACAGAUGAAAAUCGGGCCAAGCUGGAGAGCGGUGUGGGAGCGCCUGGGCCCAGGAAUCACGCUAUCAUAAGGGAACUUCAUGCAGCCCUACAAAGAGAGCAGAAAUUAAAGACAAGAGUGACAUCUUUACGAGAAUCUCUGGACUCAGCACUUUUGGACUACACCACCCAGAGCAGAGUUAACAAGGAUGAAGUGACCCGCCUUGCACUCUGUCAUAAUAAAGCCACGAGUGCAUGCCGGAGUGCACGCAAAAAGCACCACGAACAGCUGUGGAGGCUCGAGCGGCAGAUGAUGGCCAUGCAAGAGCGACAUGCAGUCCAACUAGCUGAACUCAAAGGCACACUGGAGGCACUGGAGUGGAAGAAAGAAGAGACUGUACUUUAACAGAAAGACUUUAAAUCAACGUUGUUGCUUUUUGUAUACAGUGGACUCCACCACAGAGCAGGUAUUAUUUAGAUGGUGGAUCAUUCUCAGCACUGCAGUGACACUGACAUGGUGGUGGUGUGUUAGUGUGUGUUGUGCUGGUAUGAGUGGAUAAGACACAGCAAUGCUGAUCGAGUUUUUAAACACCUCACUGUCACUGCUGGACUGAGAAUAGUCCACCAACCAAAAAUAUCCAGCCAACAGCGCCCCGUGGGCAGCGUCCUAUGACCACUGAUGAUGGUCUAGAAGAUGACCAACUCAAACAGCAGCACUAGAUGAGCGAUCGUCUCUGACUUUACAUCUACAAGGUGCCUUAAUAUGGUAAGUGGAGCUGAUAAAAUGGACAGUGUGUGUAGAAACCAGGAGAUGGUUUAAUGUUAUGGCUGAUCAUUUAAUUACAGUUUUAAAUUCAGGGGGUCUUUGAGUGUUUAGGGUUAGUGUGUGCCGUGUCACUACUGAGUGUUCUUUUCACAAGUCAUUGUGUGAUAUUAUCAGAGACAUAUAAUCCUCAUUUAAGAGCACCUUUGUUAAAACACUAGGAUGAACUGUGAUCUUGAGAAACAGGAGCAGCAUUUACCAGAGGUCAUGGAUUUUUUCUCCUCAUGCAAAAACCAAACUCCCUGCAAAGAUCUGGCCCUUUGGUCCGGCCAAACAAAAGAUGAAGACAAAAGAGAAAGAGGGUAGAACCAAGGCCAUUUGUCUCUCUCUUACUGAGUCCACCUUUCUCAUGGCUGCAUGCGACCCACCCCCAACCUCAGGGCAGUUGGCUGCAGCUGUGAAUGCCAGUCAGGUUGAGGCAAAGGUUGAGUGUCACACCCCCAGGGUCAAAGGGCCGCCUGUAUGUUGUUAAAGCCUGAGAAUAUAGGGGUUACGAGGCCAUGCUAUAGUGGGACUCUUGCCUGAGCUUGCCCUGCCUGAUAAAGAAGAUCAGAGGGUUGCGGGACCUGUUCGGCUGCAUGUGGCGCACCGAUUGCAGUAAAGGUCCUGAGGGUGGCAAUUAUUUUAAAUCUUCAUUUGUUAUGCACUGUAAUGUCAGUUGUUUUGUUAUAUCAAAUGUCAUCUUAAUUAGUGAAAGUAAUAUACAAAUCACUGUCACAUAUUGAAUGAACAGUGAGUUAUUAGUUUUAAAGUGGUUCUAUUUGGCUUUUUUAAAUACAGUGGUGAGUUUAAAAGACGUUGAGUUUUAAGGUAUUUUUUCCAUAUGGAUGUAUUGAAAGUCUGUUAAUGCAAGGCUAAUGUAAAAUAAUGGGGUUGUUUUUGACAAUUAU
Trichomycterus rosablanca is the source of this 3503-nucleotide messenger RNA. RefSeq names its product Usher syndrome 1C binding protein 1 (gene ushbp1). Lineage: Eukaryota; Metazoa; Chordata; Actinopteri; Siluriformes; Trichomycteridae. The record is from RefSeq and is a predicted model, not a curated record. The transcript is spliced from 15 exons. Bases 247 to 2196 code for a protein of 649 amino acids.